AUGAACCCAAUCCUUUCUCUUGCCAUGCUGGCCAUGGUCCAGUCAACGGAGGCCCGAAUUGGUCGACUCUCCAUCCCCACAAGCGGCCAGGAGUGCUGUCCUUGCCCCGUAUCCGCCCCCUCUGGUGCAGCAGUGACGACUGUGACGGUGACGCAGCUGGGAACUGCCACCGAGACGGUGACUGUCACUGUUGCGGUCGCGGCCGCGCAAAUGGCCGCGGCUAACAACCUGGGCCUGCAAGUGGAAAACACGUCCUUGAGUGGAACGGACAUGUUCACUAUUCAGCUGGAGGAAAUAACACAAACGGUGACUGUCACCAAAGGCAUGACGGGGGAAACGCCUCGUUAUUCCGACCCGGGCGUUGCCAUCAACACUGCCGAUCUCGAGAGUGAGGGCCCGACGACGGUGACGGUCCAAGCCAGGCCGCUUCACAAAAUCGUCACCAUCACAGUACGGGGGUCACCUUCCGACUAUCCGGUCCCAGCAUCUCCCACCGCCUUUUACACCGCACCGGAAAUAGCCAAAGCGUACAUCCCCUUCAAUCAGUCUCAGACGGAUGAUGGCGAGAUGGUGGUUACCAGAACCAUCACCACCGACACCGCUGACAUGUCGGACGAAGCCUACCUUCAGGAUGCCACGGCAGCCCCUGAGGCACAAGAUUACGUCCAAAACGCUGGUGGCUACCGGACAGUUUCAACGACGACUGGCGGCAGUGACGGCUCGGCGCCCAUGUACGUGCCGCCUUUGUACACUGCGCCCUGCCCCUACAGGAUGAACUCGACGAGCAUCGCGACCGUCUACAAUACCGUCAGGGUCACGCUUGAUCGCGGGAGGACUGGAAAUGCCACAUCGGCCACACUGGCCUCAUCGGCCUCAUCGGCCACAUCGGCCACAUCGGGCACGGCGGGCUCGGCGGUCAUGACCAUCACGUCGGACGCGUCGACCACGUCGGCCACCACAGACCCCACGGGCAUUGGGAGUUCCGGAAUGAGGAAGCGAACGCCAAGGGCACCCCUGGCACUGAGGAGAAGUUGGUGA
Drechmeria coniospora is the source of this 1038-nucleotide messenger RNA. RefSeq lists its product as uncharacterized. The record is from RefSeq and is a predicted model, not a curated record. The transcript has a single exon. NCBI's taxonomy places the organism in Eukaryota, Fungi, Ascomycota, Sordariomycetes, Hypocreales, Ophiocordycipitaceae. The coding region runs from base 1 to 1038 and encodes 345 amino acids.